Schistosoma mattheei is the source of this 627-nucleotide messenger RNA. Lineage: Eukaryota; Metazoa; Platyhelminthes; Trematoda; Strigeidida; Schistosomatidae. The record is from the annotation of a GenBank genome assembly.
AUGGCUUCCGAAGUUUUCGAUGAACCAGGCAACAUCCUGAUGGUAAACGGUGCUGUUGAUCGUUAUGGAUUCUUCAAAGGUGAACAAUUCUGCGAAACAAACACGCGGAAACUUUCUGAAUCCUCUUUGAAUAAAAUACGCCGAAAAGAAUUGAAAUGGCAAAAUAUGCUAACUGAAUGGGAUAAAUGGAUGUAUUAUAAAACAGAUCGGGUGAGAAAUCAAUGUCGAAAAGGUAUUGCACCGGCUAUACGUUCAAGAGUGUGGGAGUAUCUCUGUGGAAGCCAUAGAAUAAUGCAGAUCGAACGUGGGAAAUAUCAGGUACUUUUGAGAAUGUCGGGUGAUCCAAAGACAAUUUCACAAAUCAAAUUAGAUGUCGACAGACAGUUGCCUAAUCACGUACUUUUUGCUACAAGCCAUGGUAAUGGAAAAGCAUCUCUGUUCAACAUACUCAAAGCAUAUUCACUGCUACAUCCUGCUACUGGCUAUUGCCAAGCUCAAGCACCGAUUGCUGCAGCGUUACUUAUACAUAUGCCAGAAGAGGAUGCAUUUUGGACCUUUGUCUGUUUAUGCAACCAAUAUAUGACCGAUUAUUUUAAAUCAGAUCUUGUACGUGUCAAAUUGAAUUGA